This is a messenger RNA of Herpailurus yagouaroundi (jaguarundi), 696 nucleotides long. RefSeq names its product disintegrin and metalloproteinase domain-containing protein 21-like. The transcript is spliced from 3 exons. Gene Ontology annotation, cellular component: external side of plasma membrane; plasma membrane; sperm head plasma membrane. NCBI's taxonomy places the organism in Eukaryota, Metazoa, Chordata, Mammalia, Carnivora, Felidae. The record is from RefSeq and is a predicted model, not a curated record. Gene Ontology annotation, biological process: male gonad development.
AUGGGCAGGGGCUUAAUGAAGCCUCCAUGUUGGCACUCUUACAGUCUGUGUUUUGGGGGUCAGAGACAUGUUCUCCAUUUGAAAGUCAAGAAGCUUUUGCUGUCCAGACACCUCCCAGUGUUCACUUACACAGAUCAAGAUGAAAUAUUAGAAAUGAAGACAAUAAAUAUGGCUUUCCAGAGCGGUGCAAUGGGACAUCUUAUCAGUGGCCAGAAGAUGUCUAUGUGCAGGACAGGAUCCCAUGCAGGGGUUGUUAUAAAAAGAGAUGUAACAGCCAUGAUGAAUAACCAACUGCAGCUAUGCUGCCUAUUGGCACAACAUGACAAGAACAGAAUGCACACGCCACCAAAUGCAGACACAAUCUUCCAGUAUACAUAUUGUGGGAACAGUGUGGUUGAAGAUGGAGAAGACUGUGACUGUGGCUCCUGAAAUCUGUGUACAAAAGAUCCAUGCUGUCAGUCAAACUGUACUCUGAGUCCUGGGGCUACUUGGGCUCUUGGGCUUUGUUGCACAGAUUACAUGGUCAUGCCAUCAGGUGACGUGUGUAGAGAACGGGAAAAUGAAUGUGGCCUUCCCGAGUGGAGAGAUGGGAACACUAAUCAGUGUCCAGAAGGUGUGUAGAUGCAAGAUGGAGCCGAAUGCACAGGUGGUGGUUACUGCAGAGGUGCAGUAUCUAUGAUGAACAGUGUAGAGAAA